AUGAGGCUGGACAACAACUCAUUCCGGUUGGCCGAGUCCAUGCCGGCCAUGGACGCUGUCUUCCUAGCCUGGAACUACAUAGGCAACCGCGAUGCCAAGCGCAUGAUCUUCCACUACCUCACCACCACCGCGCGAGCCGCUGUUGCCAAGGCGGACGUAGUCCUCUGCAACACCUUCGAGGAGCUCGAGCCGGACAUCGUCGCCCCCUACUCCCCAGCUUCUUCCAUCCUGCCUAUCGGUCCGCUGCGGACCUGGCAGCGCCUAACGAGCGAGGCGCCGGCCGGGCACUUCUGGCGCGCCGACGACAAGGCUUGCCUGUCCUUCUUGGACGCGCAGCCCUAUGGCUCUGUCGUGUACGUGGCCUUCGGGAGCUUGAUGGUCAUGAGCCCCGCGCAGCUCCAGGAGCUCGCGUUGGCUCUGCUGGCAUCCGCUCGCCCAUUCCUAUGGGUGUUCAGGCCUGGGUUGACAACCAAGCUCCCCACUGCGUUCACGGAUCUCUUGCCACAUCAUGAGAGGAGUAAGGUGGUGGAGUGGGCACCGCAGGAGUGUGUGCUUGCACACCCUGCAAUUGGGUGUUUCUUGACGCAUUGCUGGUGGAACUCGACAUUGGAAGGCAUCCGCAAUGGUGUGCCUUUGCUUUGUUGGCCCUACUUUACCGACCAGUUCACGAACCAAACAUAUAUUUGUGAUAUUUGGAGGGUGGGCCUAAGGGUGAUGCCCAAGGGCAAUGAUGGCAUUGUCACCAAAGAGAGAAUCUUGGAGAGAUUGGAGAGCCUAUUGGGUGAUAGUGGUGUCAAGGAAAGGGUGAAAAGAUUAAAGGAUUUGGCAGAGAAGAGCAUGAGGGAAGAGGGACAAUCUUUGAGGAACCUCAACGCCUUCAUAGAAUCUAUGAGAAAGUGA
Molecule: messenger RNA, 900 nt
Organism: Miscanthus lutarioriparius
Lineage: Eukaryota; Viridiplantae; Streptophyta; Magnoliopsida; Poales; Poaceae
Source: the annotation of a GenBank genome assembly